Messenger RNA from Didymodactylos carnosus, 762 nucleotides. Lineage: Eukaryota; Metazoa; Rotifera; Eurotatoria; Philodinida; Philodinidae. The record is from the annotation of a GenBank genome assembly.
AUGGAAACAGAUACAUUGCAUCAGAAAGCAAACUAUGGUUUAGAUGCCCCGCAAGCGAUUCGAAACUUUUUUCUCAUUUCUGUAAGUUUGAUCAGCGCUGGUAUUAUUUGUCAUUUUACUAUACCAACAAAAUCAUCACAAAUACUCAAUAUUAUAAAUCAAAUUUUAACAUAUACAUUCAUUAUUAGUGGAAUAUUUAUAUUUUAUCCUGUUAUCAGUUUACCAUUAGGUAGUUUAAUAUUUAAAUUUCAUGCACGCGAUUGGCUUCUAGAUUCAAUACAAUGGAACAAUAUGAAUAAAAUACUCGAUGUUGGAUGUGGAAGUGGACUAUUAUUAAUUGGAGCAGCGAAAAGAGUUCCAUCUUUAGGUAAAGUAUAUGGGAUUGAUAUUUGGGAUGUGAACGAUCAAAGUGGCAACAAAAUUCAACGAACAUUAAAAAAUAUUGAAAUUGAAAAUGUACAAACGAGAGUUGAAAUAAAAACAGCCGAUAUGAGACAAAUACCCUAUUCGGAUAAUUGUUUUGAUUUAAUUUUGUCUAGUUGGGCGAUACAUAAUUUAAAACGAAAACAAGAUCGAUUAGACGCUCUAAAAGAAAUUGUUCGAGUUUGUAAACCAAAUGGACAAAUUGCUCUUAUGGAUAUUAAAAAAUAUAAAGAGUAUAAGCAAUUUUUUAUUGAAAAUGGAUUAAUUGAUAUUCAAAUGGUGGGUCCCAAAUUCACUUUUGGAAAUCCUACAUAUAUUGUAAAAGCGACUAAAGUCUAA